Messenger RNA from Notolabrus celidotus (New Zealand spotty), 3539 nucleotides. Its product is annotated as ubiquilin-1-like. Bases 228 to 1724 code for a protein of 498 amino acids. The transcript has 11 exons. Gene Ontology annotation, molecular function: polyubiquitin modification-dependent protein binding. Gene Ontology annotation, cellular component: cytosol. Gene Ontology annotation, biological process: ubiquitin-dependent protein catabolic process. The record is from RefSeq and is a predicted model, not a curated record. Lineage: Eukaryota; Metazoa; Chordata; Actinopteri; Labriformes; Labridae.
AGGGUCCGAUUUCACAGAAUUAGACAUCAGAUAAUUUCACUAGACUACUCACAGUAGCAUCCUCGUCAAAGCUUUAUUAAAAAGGGAAGAAAUUCGAAAAAGGUGUAGUAUUUGUAUCGACAUCACUGCGCUGUUAAGUCACAUCCGUACUUUUUGUCGAGUCAUUGGGACAGACGCAGCUCCUCUCCGGCUCCUCUCUCCAUCAUCAGCUCGGACAAAUUUCAGAGAUGUCAGGCACGGUAAAGGAUGAACCCGGAGAACCGAGUGAAGGUCAGAGGUCUCAAUCCAUCCAUGUUUCCAUGAAAAGUCUUAAAAAGAGUAAAGCGUUCACCGUGAGGGGAAACUGCACUGUCAGACAGCUGAAACGUGGUCUAUCAGCACGACUGGAGGUGCCUGCAGAACUACUUCUGCUGAUUCACUCCGGCCGGGUCCUCAGAGAGUCAGAAGUCCUGAGUCACUUGAAAGCAGCAGAUGGCUCAGUCAGCAUCAGUGUGGUACAAAGGCCACAGCAAUCGUCUGCUGCUCCGACCAGUGAUCCAGCUUCAGAAGUGGCCCAGUCAGACUUUACAGACAAUUUGGACCCUAACCCUGAUAACUUCACAUCCUCUCCCACCUCUCCCCUCUACCUGGUGGAAGCUCUAGAUGGUCUUGACCUGACAAACAGCAGGCGUGGUUUCUUCCCUGUACUUCAGCAGCAGAUGGAGAGCCAGCUGGUGGCUGACCCAGAGUUGUUAAAUCAUGUUCUGGGCAGCCACUUUAUUCAGAGCACCCUCUCCACCUCCAGCCCUCAACUAACCAGACAGAUGAUUCUAUCUAAUCCCCAAAUUCAGCAGCUUCUGGAAACAAACCCAGAGGUGGGAGAAUUGAUCAACAAUGCAGAUGUCAUCACAGAGGUGCAGGAGCUUAUCAAGAACCCUGACAUGAUAGAGACAAUCAUGCAUAAUGAAGACAGAGCAUUAAACAAUUUGCAGCCAGAGCAUGAAAACCCUAAAACCAUCACCCGUGAUUCUGAUUCUGAUCUGAAGUCUGACACAAAGAGAAUUCAAUCACAGUUUCAGGUAGAACUACCCACACAGGUGACCUCAUCUAAGAAUCAACCGCCACCUGAAAUGGAAAAGGGCCAGACUCCACCCUUCUCUAGUCACUGCACAGAUCCUCUCAGAAAUCUGACUGCUACAUGCAGAGAUGAUCCAACCCCCCAAAGCCCUAUUACUCCAGGCAUGCAGUCCCUGCUGGAGGAGAUCACAACCAGUCCAGGUCUGAUAGAGAGCCUGCUUUCUGGGCCUUAUGUCAGCAGUCUCCUCAAUUGCCUCAGCCAGAACCCUGACCUGGCGGCUCAGAUGCUGCUGAGCCAUCCUUUGUUCUCAGGAAAUCCCCUGCUGCAGCAGCAGAUCAGACAGCAGAUCCCCCUCUACUUGCAACAGAUGCAGAGUCCAGAGCUGCUAUCAGCCAUGUUGAACCCAAGAGCCAUGGAGGCUCUGCUGCAGAUCCAGCAGGCUCUACAGACUCUGGCUACAGAGGUUCCUGCACUGAUAGCCAUGGGUGAACUUGGAAACAUUCAAGCAAGUGUUGACGCUCCUCCAGCUUCAGACUCGGCCCUUAAGGACCAAUCAGGAAACUGUCCAGGGGUUGUCACGGUGACAGAGCAGCAGCAGCAGUUCGUGCAGCAGAUGCUACAGGCCCUGGCUGACACAAACGGGGUCCAUGCUGAGGAGUUCCAGUAAGAGAUGAGCAGCUGAGCUCACUGUGCUUCAGAGACAGACAGGGACACCCUCAGGAGAUCUCACCACAGCUAUACAUCUGCUCAGUGUCUGACAUGCACGCACAGUGUUGAUCUGUGCUAAUAUAUUAGAGUAUUGAAUGCUCAUGUGCAUAAUACACACAAGUACCUAAAAUUGAAUAUAGCAAUGGAAAUAAAUUAAACGACUAAAAAGUGCUUCAGUGAAAACACACAAGAGACAAGUUAUAUUUAAAUUACUGUACAUACACAGACAUUCUUGUAUCCCAUCUUUAACUUUCCAUAGUAAAAAAAAAGAAGGUCCUCCAGGCAUACACUUGGGCUGUUUUCAAAACGGCCUGCUACAUACUACCUAUGAAUGUAGUAGGCAGUAGGUACUGCCUACUACAUCCUGCGUUUGAAUUUAGUAUGUAGUAUGACUGUUCUGUUCGAUCUGUUAUGCAGUAUGCUGAGCCAGACAUCACUGGAUUUCCAGUUUCAGAAAGUGGAAGUAAACAACGGCCAAGCUGAUAGAGAAACUGCUUCUUUAGCAUCACUUAUAAUUUAAAAAGUUUAGAAGUAGUUUAUACGUAUUUUAAUAAUUUUCACAGAACCUAAAAAUGGUGUUUACCCCGUCAAAAUAGAAGAAAAAGAAAAAGCGAGGGAGACUGGUCCGAGCAUACACGUCUGCAUACUGAGACAUUUUCCUGAAUCAGUAGACAUCUGGGGAGUUUUAUCAUACUGCAAAUUUUGCUCUUGUUCACAUACCCCUAACUGCAUACUGAAUUUUCCAAAUCAGUAUGUGCUGCUAGUAUAGUAGGCGGUUUCGAAAACAGCCUUGUUCUUCAUUUAGUGAUGCAGGUCUGAACAGGUAACUAAAUCCCUUUCACAUGCUCUCCGCACUUGUAGCAAUUGCAUGAAUAUUCAGAGCAGGUCAUAUAUUAGUAAUCUCUGUGCAGCUCUAUCAUGCACAGGCCUCUUUUCAUCUGGCCACCUGGAAAGAGAACAAUCUGUUUGGUGCCAUUCUUGCUGUCCCACAGUGUUUGAGUGGUUUGUCCACCACAGCCUGUAAAGAUCAGACAUACCAAAUAAUUAAAAAGUCACCAAAGCAAGACUCAGUUUUCAAGGAUGUUUUAAAAUGUAGUGGUUAACUUAGUGCAAAGCCAAAGAGUGUUUGUGUGUUUACUUUGGGGCCACAUGCACAGGAAGUCUGAUUAGCCCGGAUAGUCUUCCCAAAUGACUCUCCCAGGAGACCUUUUCUCUCAGGCAUGAAAACAUAGAUAUGUCGAAAACAUUUAGAAAGCUGUAACACAAAGUACCCUACGAUUCCAAAGAUUUACCUCACAUAGGUGAAGAUCUUUAUUCAAACCCUUGAUGCCUAACGCUCUUCAUUGCACUAAUACCUUUGAUUUGUUGUCCUAUUGUAAAGCCUAUAAAGCAAAUGCUGAAUGAGAAACAUUCCUUUACUCAUCUAGCUGACUUUUGUAUUUGAUGUAAUCUGUUAAAACAGUACAUUUCUAUAAUUUAUGCUCUGUGUAAGUCAACAGAGCUCCCUCAAUUAUAUAUGCAUGCACUGUUUUUAUUUCAAAUGAAUAUAUGAUGAUGUCCUGCUUUGUAACAGUGCUUUUGUUCCCUUUUAUGCCUCAGUGUUAUUGUGUUGGUAGCAGUCUUUGUCUAGCAUUAAUUGAGUCUAUAAAAGGUCAUUAAACAGGUCAAAGAUAUUCAAUGUAAAGCUAUGUUAAACAUAGAGUAUCAGGGAAUUUACACAUGUUGUAUCAAGCAUCACUUGAAAGUCUGAAUAAAGAUACGAAUACAACGCAAA